Molecule: messenger RNA, 1326 nt
Organism: Penicillium salamii
Lineage: Eukaryota; Fungi; Ascomycota; Eurotiomycetes; Eurotiales; Aspergillaceae
Source: the annotation of a GenBank genome assembly
AUGUCGCCGCCACAACGUGGGCAUCCCACGGAACGUCCUUACAUCGAUUUGGCCCGACAUAACGCUUCAAUACCGCCCUAUUCAUACCCGCAACAUGAGCCUCGAAUGCCACAGAAUGCGGGCUAUGAGCGCCCUGCAAUCACACCUUUUGCUCCUCGAAUUCCUGCUUUGGGGUAUCCAGAACGAAGCGCAGAUCCACGAUACAUGCCUCCGGUCGACAAUGUAUACAUGGCUCGGCAACCACUACCCCAAGUGCUUCCACUCCGAACACAUCCACCAAGGAUCUUUGAUCCCCGAGGCUAUCAUGCAGGCCCCGAGGGACCAGGCCCAAGUUCGGGCCAUGCUCAGGACUAUGAUGGUCAACGGAGCCGAACGUACGAUGUGGACUCCCAAUAUAGCAGCAGUUCCACAGCAAUGCCCAGUCCCGUCUGGUCAGAUAAAAGCGCAGGUCUACACGCCCUAAACCCUAUACCACCCACACAAGAGCCGAAGCCUCAAUCACGAAAUACCACCUAUAGAAUGCCACACGGCUUUGACAAGCUGCUUCAUCACUCUCCAGAGCCAGAAAUACCCCCGACAUCCCGACGACCAUCCACACAAACCAGAUACCAUCUUCAUGUCCGGCAACAGCCCAUUGCCGCACGAGCUUGCGGUGCAGGAGACCGGGACCGUCGUCCCGUCGACCCUCCACCAAUCGUCCAGAUCCUCCUAUCAGACUUCGACUCGAAUUCCCAGGAAGACAGAGAUCUCCUUCAAGACCCCCGUUUCACAGUGGGAUGUCUUCUUUUCCCCGUCUUGUCCUCUUCCCCAUGGGCCCAGUCCAACCCAGAUGCCGAUCCACGACGAGAUCGGGACAGAGACCGCCAAGAUACAGACGGAAUCGCCCGCACAGACGAUGACCUUUCCACGCCUCUCCUCUCCGGAAAAGCAUUCAUGUCCCCCUUCUAUGUGGACUCAGACCCGGACCCCAACUCUGCGCCUGUUCAUCCAUCCGCCAAUGACCGCCUUUCCAGCCCUCAUGCCCUUAGUGCUGCCUCGCGGCUCCACCAGCCAGCUACCUUUUUCAUCUUUGCUGAUCUUUCCAUUCGCACGGCUGGCCUCUACCGUCUCCAAUUCCGCUUGAUGAAUUGGGGCUCCGUUGAGGAUACCGGUCAGUCAAUGCCUAUACUUGCAGAGGCUUGGUCAGAUCCUUUCCGGGUGUACCCUGCGAAGGACUUUCCUGGGAUGCAAAAUUCGUCAAUUCUGGCGGAGGGAUUGAAGGAGUUAGGGUUUGUGGAGUUGAAGACGAGAGGGGUCAACAAGGGAAAAGGGAAGAAGAGACGAUGA